GCCAUCGUCAGUGCCGCGCCGUGCUGCCGAACCGCGCGGAGGCCAUCUUGGCCUGCUUCGAGGCGCGGAGGCGUCAGGGACUCUGCGAACAUGGACCGCGCGGCGCUGCUGCAGUGCUGCGUGCUGGCCGUCGUGGCGUGCUGCGCGACCGGCCUCGCCGACAACAAGUUCUCCCUGCUGAUGCCCAACGUCAGACCCACCGUGCCGGAGUUGUACCUGUGCACGCCCGUCAAGGUGGACCCCCUGAGGCCGUACUAUAUCGUUGGCUUCGAGCCGAACGCCACCAUGGCCACGGCGCAUCACAUUCUGCUGUACGGCUGCUCGGAGCCGGGCAGUGCCAAACCAGUCUGGAACUGCGGGGAAAUGGCUUCGGCGGACGACGGCUCGGGGAUGGAGGCGUCCAGCCCCUGCAGAGCGGGCAGCGGGUCCGAGAUUGUGUACGCGUGGGCCCGGGACGCCCCGAUGCUGAAGCUCCCCCCGGAAGUCGGCUUCAAGGUGGGCGGCGACUCCGACAUCAAGUACCUCGUGCUGCAGGUGCACUACGCCCACAUAGACCGCUUUAAGGACGGUUCGACGGACGACUCGGGCAUCAUCCUGCACUACACGCAGAGGCCGCUGCCGCGUCUGGCCGGAGUGGUGCUGCUGGGCACCGGCGGUCGCAUCGCCCCGCACUCCGUGGAGCACAUGGAGACGUCGUGCGAGGUGAAGGAGCACAAGGUGAUCCACCCGUUCGCCUACCGCACCCACACGCACUCCCUGGGCAAGGUGGUGUCGGGCUACCGGGUGCGCCGCGACGAGCAGGGCCAGGACCACUGGACCGAGCUGGGCCGCCGGGACCCCCUCACCCCCCAGAUGUUCUACCCUGUCACCAACAACGUGACCGUCCGGCACGGCGACCGCCUGGCGGCUCGAUGCACCAUGGACAACCCUCGCGACGACUACACCAUGAUCGGGGCGACAAACAAGGACGAGAUGUGCAACUUUUACCUCAUGUACUGGGUGGAGGGCACGGUGCCGCUGGACGUCAAGUACUGCUUCACCAGCGGCCCUCCCAGCUACCACUGGGAGUCGGCGCACAUGAACCACAUCCCCGACGAGGAGGCCUCCUCGCUGUAGUCCCCCGUUCUCCCCGAACGCCAAAAGGCGGAAAAUUAGGCCGAGGCUGGAAUGUUUUUGUCCUUCCCUUCCCUUUUCUCAGUUCGUUUUGUUUUGUGGGGAAAAGGAACACGUCUGAUGGGACGGUAAAGAAUGUUGUAUGUGAAGGUGGUUUUUGUUGUUUCUUUUGUUGUUUUUUUAUUGAGUGUGAUGGUUCUCUGAAUUUUUUGUUAUUCUUGUGGGCACCUCAGGUAGUGCUUCAUUAUUGUUUUUAAAACUAAAUUUUAUUAAAUUAUUUGGGAUAGAAAAUGGUACACUUGAAAUAAUAUCAGUUUGCCCUGAGCAAUGUGCUGCAUCUUGCACAAACCAAAAGACGUUGUAAGAUUGGAGCUAGCAGUUAUUUUGAAAGAUUCAAAUGUCGACUAGAGAAUUGCCUUAACUUUAAUUUAUCAUUUCAUGUGCCAUUCAAUAUAUAUUUAAUCCAAGACAAAAUUUAUUAUGUUAGUAGGGGUAUUAUGAGGGCAGAGGAAUGAAAAGUGGCUAAACAGUCACCAAGAACACGUACAUGGUACAUGUUUUCACUUCCUUCAGAAAAAUAUUACCAACAAACCCAUAGUUUCCUCUCAAAAUUCUGGACUGAUUGCAUUUGAUCCUUCUUAUGUUCUAAUGAAAUGAAAUUUGUAAGAUAAAAAUAAUAUGCAAGCUCCAGCAAGUUCUUCACAUUUUUCUGCCCAAGAGUGGCAUUUAAGUUACCUCAUUUUAUUGCUUUUUCUACGCUGCAUACAGAUGCAUAUCAGCGGCUUUCCUUAAUUUCUGUGAUCUUUGUUAUUGGUAAGACUGGGUAGUCAUGAUGUGAUUUUAGGAGAUACGUACUUUACUGAUUGGACAUCAGCUGGUCAAAUUGUUAUUUAUUAUGCAGUAAGUUUUCCUGCUCUCCAAAGCUCUGGAGAGAUACUUUUUAAGUUGCAUGAACUUAUAGGAACAUCUGUGCCUGAGCUAUUUAUUCCCUGUGAAUCCUUUUAAAAGGCCCUUGGAAUCCCUUCCAGUUCACCAGCAAACUCGUCCUAUGAAUGGUCAAUUACACAAAAGUCUGUAGCUCAUAUUUCAUGCUGAUUCAUGCUAUCGAUCUUUCAAAUACAUUCCCUAUUUUUGUGAUGUGAAAAAAUGUAUUUGUUCCUGUCUUUGCAUAAUAACUCUUCGUUUAAAAAAAAAAUAUUGCUUGGACAAUACUUUAUCAAACAAGAGUUAGCCAAAAGUGCAACUUCAAAGAGGAGAUAAAAUAAUUUAAAAAACAUA
Molecule: messenger RNA, 2391 nt
Organism: Thrips palmi
Lineage: Eukaryota; Metazoa; Arthropoda; Insecta; Thysanoptera; Thripidae
Gene: Phm
Product: peptidylglycine alpha-hydroxylating monooxygenase
Exons: 9
Coding region: 91-1116 (341 amino acids)
Biological process (GO): peptide metabolic process
Cellular component (GO): extracellular region; membrane
Molecular function (GO): copper ion binding; oxidoreductase activity, acting on paired donors, with incorporation or reduction of molecular oxygen, reduced ascorbate as one donor, and incorporation of one atom of oxygen
Source: RefSeq, a predicted model, not a curated record